This is a messenger RNA of Benincasa hispida (wax gourd), 3200 nucleotides long. RefSeq names its product protein IQ-DOMAIN 32-like. Gene Ontology annotation, molecular function: protein binding. NCBI's taxonomy places the organism in Eukaryota, Viridiplantae, Streptophyta, Magnoliopsida, Cucurbitales, Cucurbitaceae. The record is from RefSeq and is a predicted model, not a curated record.
GGUCUGAAAAAUAAACAGCAUCUAUUUGAGAAGAGAGAAUACGAAGCGUAGAGAUCUGACAGCUUCUUCUUCUUCUCGUCUUCUCUGAAAUUUCUUCUGAUCGUUGAGGGCGACGGAGCCGUUCCCAUGCCGGAAUCCAACUGAAGAACUGAGCUAGAUUUAAGGGAUUCUUUAAGAUCCGUCUCUCUCCCUCUCUCUCUCUCUUCUUUACACCAUCUCUACUUUUCUCUUUUCCUCUCUCCCUCGCUACAAUUCCCAAUACCCGCACCAUUAUAGGCCGUUUUGUCCCCUGCACUGAGUGAGAGAGAUAGAGAGACAGAGAGAGAGAGAGAUUCGGAUAAGUUCAACAUGGGAAGGUCUCGCUCAUGCUUCCAAGUAAUCACAUGUGGUAGCGAUUCAAAGGAUGAAGAUGACAUCGAUGUACUUGAGAGUAAGGAGUCUAAAGACAAACGAGGCUGGAGUUUCCGUAAAAGAUCUUCCCAGCAUCGUGUGCUAAACAACACUGUAGUCGCAGAAACUCCUCCCGUAGAGAAGGAGAACCUUGAAACUGCUACAUUCGACUUUCAAUCAUCAGCUAAUUCCACUGUUCCUGAGAAACCCACUAUAAUACACUUCACCAAUGAGGAGACCCAUGUGCCUGACAUCGAGAAUCCUAAAGGAUCUGAUAAGGUGGAUGUUGCAUCCGAAAAUGAAAGCAAAGUCGAUAGCGAGGUUGCGGAGUCUACUGUUAUUAUCAUCCAGGCUGGUGUCAGGGGGCUCUUGGCACAGAAUGAGCUGAUUAAACUUAAGAAUGUGGUAAAGGUGCAAGCUGCUGUUCGUGGAUUCUUGGUAAGGAGGCAUGCUGUGGGAACUCUCCGCUGUGCUCAAGCCAUUGUCAAAAUGCAAGCUAUUGUACGUGCUCGUCAUGCUCAUCUCUCUCCUGAGGAAUUGUCUCCAGACAAGAUGCACAAGAAGAAUGAGAAGGAAAAUCCUGGUUCAAAGACCGUGGUGAAGGGAGAGAUGACAAAAUCACAAUCCAAUAUGAGAUAUAUUUCAAUUGAAAAGCUACUUAGCAAUAGUUUUGCCCGGCAGUUGUUGGAAUCAACACCAAGAAACAAACCAAUCAAAAUCAAGUGCGUUCCUUCCAAAAAUGAUUCUGCUUGGAAAUGGUUGGAGCGCUGGAUGUCUGUUUCAUCGUUGGAUGUCUUGGAGCCGAAGAAAGAAGAAUUAGUCCCUGAUCAAAUGGAAGAAGAAACUGAGGAGCUGAAGAAAGAAGAAUCAGAAGACACUGAGCAAUUGAAACGAGAAAUUGUGGAAUCUCAUGUUGAAGACCAAAUUGACUCAAAACCGUUGUCUGAAACAGAAGAUUUGAACUCCAGCACCAUCAAAUCAGUUUCACCAUCUGAAAGUGAAGAUUUAAUUAGUUAUGAUGCCAAUAACUUACAAUCUCAGACCUCCCGCUCUCCAUCUUCAUUAGUAAAGGAUAAUCUGGAGCAGCCUCUGCCUGAAACUGCCAGAACACCUGAAGCUGAAGAGAUAUCAACUAAGGUUAGUUCUGUACAACAUCCGAAAGUACAGAUGGAUAGUGUAGGUUUACAAACAGAGUCGAACUCCUCUUCUGAUAAACCUCCGAUGGACAUGGAGCAAGUCAAUCCUCUGAAAAGAUUAGCACCCGAACAAUUGGAGAAUGAGGGUAAGAAAUUUGGAUCAAGAAAGGUGAAGAAUCCCUCAUUUAUCAAUGCCCAGGCAAAAUUUGAACAGUUGAGUUUGGCACCAGAUUCAAUUGGAACAAUUAGUUCAAUGCAUCAAGAUGAUGGAACCGAACCUCAUUUAGAAACAAUUUCAUCUACAUCGGAUACUGUACCAAGAAUGAAGGAGCCAAGUGCAGAUAAAAAUAUCGUCCUUCCUGCAUCUAGGAUAACUCAAGUUGGUGGCUCUGAAUGUGGCACCGAGCUCUCUAUUUCUUCCACCCUUGAUUCACCUGAUAUAUCUGAAGCAGGAGCGGCAGAUUCACAUACAAAUGAUGUUUCAAAGAAAGGAGUCGAAGAUCCUAGCAGUGAUCUAAGCGCAGAAGUUGAAAUUGAGGCUUCUACUACUCCAAUGCAAAAUGAUAUCCAACUUCUUGUGGAUCAACCAGAAGAAGCUAGUGAAGCUAACGGCCAUUCCAUCACUUCAGUAGCUGUUGUAGACCCUGCCCCAAGUGAAUCAAAGCUAGAGAGAAGUUCAUCAGAUCAAGACAAAGAACAGGAGGCUGAUACGGUUCAUGAUCAUCUAACAUAUAAAUCAUCUCCAGAAGCUUCUCCAAGAAGCCAUUUAACUGUUCCAGAAUCCCAAGGAACACCUUCUAGUCAGGUAUCAAUAAAGGCUAAACGGGAUAAAACUGAUAAAACAGUCUCUUUCCAAAAGCAAAAUUCUCCAUCAGCAGGAAAGAAAUCACCAUCCAGUUUAAAUCGCAAUUCUGGCACGAGGAGUAGUACAGAUAAUUCUUACAAAGAUCAGAAGACUGGGAAAAGAAGAAAUUCAUUUGAAGCACGGCAGGAAAAUGUUGAAAAGGAAUUAAAAGAGAGUAGUAGUAGUAGCUCUCUUCCUCACUUCAUGCAAGCCACACAAUCCGCUAGAGCCAAAGCCCAUUCAACUAACUCUCCAAGAUCAAGUCCGGAUGUUCAAGAUGGAGAGUACAUCAAGAAAAGGCAUUCCUUACCUGCUGAUGGCCGGCAAGGAUCUCCACGCAUUCAGCAGCCAACAUCUCGAACCCAGCAGGGAGCGAAGGGAAAUGAGAAAAUGUGGCGAAGGUAAAGCAGCUAACGACGUGGUCGUAAUGCCUGGACUAAAAUAUGCAAGGAUACAACUUGACCUCAAGGUGUGCAACUUGACCUCAAGGUGUGCAACUAAUUUCUGAUCUACAUUUUCAUGACGCUUAGUUAAUCAAGCCAAAAGAUAUGGAUCUGCUCAGGAAAGAUGUGUAAAUUGUCAUUUCAAUCUAAUUGUUUGAUUGUUAUCUCUCCAUUUUCCCCCUCCCCUUUAAAAAAUUUUCUAUCACCUGUUUGUAACAAGUUGGGGUCAUUGUGUGCGUGUUAUUUAGUAGGUUUGUGACAAAUGUUUUGGCUUGUGUAUGUGUUUGAGGUUACUACAAUGUGAUGAAGAGAUUCAAAGGAUAUAUAUUUCUUUGUUUUUUUUUCCUCCAGAUUUUUACCUUAAUAAGCAGAAUAUGAUUGAGCUCU